UAUGAAGACCCGAUCGAAGAGGUAGAGAGGCGUCUCAUGAUUGCUAGCGGCCUUCCAAACCGUUCAGCGGCAACAAUACGAAAACAUAUGGAAGAAAGCCUAAGGCCAGACCAACCAGGAAUAUAGAUUAUGAGCAUUGAUAAUAAUAGCAAAUGCGUCCGAAGCAAAUACUUUGUUGCCAAGACUGAUAUGGAUGAGAGCCUUUCCGACUUUCAAGAAGCUAAACAAAGUUGUAAAGGACCUAAACCAGCUACAAAAGCAGCUAAACCUAAGACUAGGAAGGUAACCAAACGCAUUAAGGGCCAGAAAGACAUAAGAACAGCUUUAAAACCUAAGAAAAAUGAAUUAGAGGCAUACACAAAAGAGUUUGAUAAUGUCUGCAAGAAGUCUGGUCUCGAUGUAGAUUCUGAACAAUUGCAUCUAGCUAUAGCAUUGUCUAAAUCACUCCAAACAGAAUCCAAUGAGAAUGAGUGCACACCAACUUUAUCUUCGCAACAAAGAGUAGCAAAAAUCAGGAAAACAUUACAAGAAUAUGGUUUUAAAGUUCCCGAGGCUAAGAUAACUGCUGUUAAAAGAACUAGAAAGCUUAGAAAAGAUUAUAAACUCCUAACGACAUCUGAAGAAGAAAAACAUCAAAUUGUAACCAGCAAAUAUUCACAAGUACUCUUUGGAAAUCUUGAUAAAUCUUGUACAGAAGAGAAUAGUCAAGAUUUGGAUGCAAGAGUUUUCCAUAUAGCAUCCAACAUCUUGUAUGAAUGCAUGAAAGAUAAUUGUAUAUUCUAUGUAGAUGAUUUAGUUGAGAAGUCAACAAGUAAUGGUGCUUUACUGAGAGACUGGUCUGAAAUCCCAGGCAGACCAGUGAGUCCAAAGCCUGAAGAACCAAUCAGAAUGGAUUUUAAAGACAUUGAUUGUUCUCAAGACGAGCUGGAUGUAAUUCUGAGUGGUUCUAUCAAGUCUGUCAAAGACGUUUUAGAUAAAUAUAAAGAAAUUAAACAUGAUGUGCCUAGUAUAGUAAUUGAUGAGGAAGAUAAAGUUGCAAAUAAAAUGGAUUCUAGUAUUAUAAGUAUUGAUGAUAAUUAUGAUGUUGAAAGAAUUAAUAAAUCACCAUUUGAAAAAGCUUUUGGUGUGCAAUCUCCAAUCAAAAAGGUUGGUGCAAAAACACCCGUGAAAAGGCUAUUUGAUGAUGAAUCAUGUGCAAAUGAUGUGAUAGAAAUAAUAUCACCUAUAAAGGGAAAAGUUGAGGGUAAUAAUGCUGAAGAAGUAGAUACUGAGUAUAAACUAAGAGUAACUGAGCAAUACAGGAGUGUUUCACCAGACAUAUUUGAUGAUGAACUGUCUUCUAUAAUAGAUGUUUCCAAACCUAUAAAUGUUUUGUCUCAAGAGCAUAAAACUAAAGUAUUUUCACAAGAUAACUUUAUGGAUCUGACUCAGUGUGCUAAUGUUAAUGUGUUAUCACAGAAUUCUGAGAAAGGUUCUCUUUUAUCUCAAGAUGUAACAAAGAGAAGAUCAAAUGAUUUUAUGGAAAUCACUGAGUGUAUUGCUGGGUCUUCUCAGCCUAUUAGAGAAGGAUUCAAAGAGAUUGACUUGACACAGAGCCCUGAAGCUAACAAUACAAUUAAGGAAGGCAAUACUAGUAUUAACGUAGAUAAGGUAAGUGUAAAUAUUUCUAUAGAUAAUGAAUAUGGUACUAGUGAUAGUGUCAGUCAAAAUGUUACAGAUGAACAGAACGUAACAGUAGUUCCUAAUGACAGAAAUAAUUUGGACAAAGAAGAGGAAAAUGUAGAUUUGACACAAAGUUCAAAUGAAGAAGAUAAAGGUAUGGAAGUUAUAGAUGAUAAAAGAGAUGGAGAAACAGUGAAUUUAACACAAUCUUCUAACUCUGAUGAUUUAGAUGAGCUACCUUCAGUCAAUUUCGGCGAUUCGCACGUCCAAAAAUCUUUAGAUGACACUAUAAUUGUAGAACCAGAAGAAUACAUCUCAAAUGGCAAAGUUAAACAAUCUAUGCUAUUUGAAAAUAGGGUGCAAAGUCCUGUGUUUGAUUUAACACAAGAACAAGACGCUGAAAGUGAUUCUAGCCCUGUUUUGCCAAAGGAUAAUGAACCUUCUACCAGUUUUUAUGAAGACUUUGUUCAUGAUCAUUCAGAAUCUGAUAUAAGUAAAGAAAUAGAACGAAAUGUUGACAAUAAUAGUGCGUCUAAGGAAGAAACAGAUGAUAUAGAUUUAACACAAAGUUCAGGUACAUCCGAAGUGAUGUCUAAUCCUAUUGAAAGACAACAAAGUAUUCCUAACAAUAGUAGUUUAGGAAAAAAUGGUGACAUUUCAAUAGAUUACGACGAAAUUGUUACUGAAGAUAAUAGUUAUAACACUGAAGGUUUCAAAGAAAAUGAUCCAGAUGGUAGUAUGACCAUAAAAACUGAUCCAACUACAUCCAAAGAUGUAAAUGCAAUAGAAAUUGUAGAUGACAACGAUGAAGCUUUAAAUUCGAGUCAAAAUUCCGAAGUAUUUCAUAUAUCAGAUAAAGAAUUAGAUUAUUCUCUACACAAAUCGAGAUACGAGCUUCCAAGAGACAAUUUUGAAUUCGGCGGCAUUUCUGUUUUGGAUAACAUUACUAGACUAGAUGGUACUAGAAAUUUAAGUGAAAUUGGUCAAAGAGUUUCAGCUAUAAAUGAAAAUGCUAUAGACAGUCUUCCAGAUAUUAAUUUUGGAGAUGAAAAUGAGAAAGUUAUUGAGAAAUCUGAAGUACACGUUAAUAUGGAUAUUAGUUCGGAAGAGUUUCAAGAUGUUUUGGCCAAUACGAAUGGUGUAAUUAAUGUUAAAACGCCUAAUAAGUCUGAGUACGUUAUUAAAACUUGUGACGUCACGCCUAUGUCGGAUUAUGCGGCCAUGUCGACACCGGAAAGGAAUAGAGAGCUGGAUAAAUAUGGAUUGAAGCCUUUUAAGAGAAAAAGAGCUAUAAAGAUACUCACGCACCUCUACAAUCAAAUGCAUCCGACAGUACAACAGCUAGUCGACGAAGAGCAGCCUUCUUGCAAAAAACCAAGAUUAACAUUAACACAAGAUUCAUCACCGACAAAACUUCCAAAAUCACCUUCCAAGUCAAGCCAAAUUCGACCUAAAUCGUCUCCAUUGAAGACCCAAAAUGGUACAGCACACUCUUCAAAUACAAAUAGUAAUGAGUUAGAAAGAGAUAGGUGUAUAUUAUCAGCUCCUACUUCGAAGGUUGAUGAAAAGAGUUCAGAAGUGUGUGCUUAUGAAGUGAGCAGUGAACUUGCGGUUGUGAAGGCAAUUGACUGCAGUCCUGAUGAUUGGGUGUUUCAGAAAAGAGAGAAGGCUAAGGUCCAUUCAUGCCGCGUGCCACUUCACAUAGCGUUCCACAACUACGUGUUGAGUCGCCGGUCUCUAAGAGAGGCCAUACUCAAGUACGAGCCGGUGAACAUCGACGUCAUACACAAGGACUUGGUCGGGUAUGGACAUCGGUAUGAUCCUAAGGUCCAUUCAUGCCGCGUGCCACUUCACAUAGCGUUCCACAACUACGUGUUGAGUCGCCGGUCUCUAAGAGAGGCCAUACUCAAGUACGAGCCGGUGAACAUCGACGUCAUACACAAGGACUUGGUCGGGUAUGGACAUCGGUAUGAUCGUAAGGAAGAGGAGGUCGAGGCUUUGGCCUCCAUAUAUGGAGACGAUUGGCUCGUGGAGAGCCAUAAAACGAGAUCGUAUAGCAUAAAAAUAACGACAAAGAAAUUGGAGGCUACAUUAUAUGUGACUAUGCCAAAAUCUUACCCUUCCCAGUCACCCCGCUACGAACUUUCCGCGCCCUGGAUGGAUCGGAACGACAAGGCACAACUGCAUCAAGCUUUAGACGAAAUCUAUUCAGAGAAUGUUGGUGAAAGUGUAAUUUUCCAAUGGGUAGAGAAGAUACGAGAGGUGAUGCUGACUAUAAAACCAAGGAAAAGAGAAAUGAAUAGGAAGAAGAGCCGCUCUAAAUCCAAGUCUCCCACGGAAUCUAUGACAUCAUUGCUAGAAAGUGCGUGUCCGGAAAUAAUCCAUGCUGAAGUAAUUAUUGACAGAAAGAGUAUAUUCCAAGGUCAUGCAGCUGAAGUUCAUUCCAUUGAUGAUGUAAAUACGGUCCUCACAAAACUGAAGACGAACAAAAAAAUUAAUAACGCGAAACACAACAUGUUCGCUUACCGCAUCCAGAAGAAGACUGGCAAGGGUACCACCAUCCUGCAGGACUGUGACGACGACGGCGAGGCGCACGCCGGCGGCAGGAUGCUGCAUCUACUGCAGAUUUUGGACCAGAAGAAUACACUAGUUGUUGUGACUCGCUGGUACGGUGGCAUACAGCUUGGCCCCGACAGAUUCCGUCACAUCAACAAUGCCACGAGACAGGCUAUCCAACAAGCUGGACUUUUGAAUAAAUGACAGACUGCGUAGCAGUUAAUUAUAGUGUAUGUUAUAAAAUUGUGAUGUACAGGUUGUGUUAGAAUGAACGAAAGUUUAUUCUAGUACAUCUUGUCGGUACUUAAAAUUAUUGAAUUUUCUACUGUAAUGUAACACGAUAGAGUCCAAUCUGAUAGCAUUUGGUUGUAAUUUUUUUUUAAAGAUGACUUGUGUUGUAUUUUUCUACAUUAGGUAGUAACAGAUUUUAGUCCUUUAGCUAUCAAAAUCCUACUUCAAAGAAUAAUUUUGUCAUAAUGAAACUGUUUCUCUGUACCCAUAGAACGAGUUUGCUUUACGAAAACGAAACGACAGCGCGUUCGGCGCUCUGAUUGGCCGGCUCGAAAGAACCAACCAAUCAGAGUGUCGAACGCACUCGUUAAACGUAAAACAGACUCGUACUAAGUUUUUUAUUAAAUCCAACUAAACAGUAAUAAACCUAGUAGUGCCUUUGCAUAUUAAUCAGAUGUCAAGAAAUAUUUUAAUUAUAACAGCUUAUACACCCUUUUCGCAGAUAGAUCUUAACUAUACGAUACCACAAGUCUAUACAUAUAUAUAAUUGUAUUGUUUUAAAUACACCUAUAGAGGAAUGAUAUACAACUUUAUACCUUAUGACAGUAAUAUUAUAGUCGAUUUUCAAAAACAGUUGUCACCAUGUAGGUGUUCAUUUCUGUUAUAAGACUUAUUAGUAGUAGCUAUGUAUUUUUUAGUGGAACAUAGUAAUGUUUGUGAUUUUAUUAGAUCUUGUAUGUGUAUAUUAAUGUUUAAUUGUAAAUAUUGUUCCUGUAAGAGUGUAAAUUGUUCAUAGAUUUUCUUAUUACUUACCAAAUAGAAUUGAUAUUAUGUGUAAAUGAAAUUAUUAAGCUAUCAUUUUGAGAAAUUAACAUUUUAAGUUGAUACUAAAUCUAAUGUAAUUAAAUAUAUUUUGAUGCUGUGAAAUUGUAAAUGAAAAUAAAAGUCUUUAAUUUGUAAAAUAAAUGUAUUAUGGUGUA
Messenger RNA from Spodoptera frugiperda (fall armyworm), 5429 nucleotides. It is a transcript of the gene mus312, whose product is annotated as structure-specific endonuclease subunit SLX4. Gene Ontology annotation, biological process: regulation of translational initiation. Lineage: Eukaryota; Metazoa; Arthropoda; Insecta; Lepidoptera; Noctuidae. The record is from RefSeq and is a predicted model, not a curated record. Gene Ontology annotation, molecular function: protein binding. Gene Ontology annotation, cellular component: cytoplasm.